Molecule: messenger RNA, 1535 nt
Organism: Spathaspora passalidarum NRRL Y-27907
Lineage: Eukaryota; Fungi; Ascomycota; Pichiomycetes; Serinales; Debaryomycetaceae
Gene: VMA13
Product: H(+)-transporting V1 sector ATPase subunit H
Exons: 2
Coding region: 50-1486 (478 amino acids)
Biological process (GO): proton transmembrane transport
Cellular component (GO): fungal-type vacuole membrane; vacuolar proton-transporting V-type ATPase, V1 domain
Molecular function (GO): proton-transporting ATPase activity, rotational mechanism
Source: RefSeq, a predicted model, not a curated record
CAGAUGAAACACUCUGCCUAAUAGAUUAACUGGUACAAUCAAUUGCAUCAUGACUAGUGAAUUUACACCUUUAGUUAUUGACAGUACCUUUUUUGCUGAUUCCAAGAAAAUCGUCAAGGAACGGAUUAUUCCUUGGGAAGGAUUAGCUCGGUCAGGUGUUAUUUCAGACGAUGAUGCUGGCCAUAUGAAGACCUUGGGAAAACAAGUACAAGAGAAUAGAAAUAAGACUGUUUUGGCCCAAUUGGAUUUAUACAGCAAUUCGAUUUUAAACAUAUUGAACAGAUUGAAUGUUAAUGAAAAGGAGGAUAUUGUCAAACAUGUUUUGGCAUUGACCAAUGAUUUGUUGUUGGAGAUACCAGAAUUUGUUGACACUCUUUUGAAGUUCUCUUCAAUUGAUAACUCAUUGCCAUAUUACCCAUUUAUCAAGCAUUUGGCUAACUCUGAUAAUUUUAUCAAGACUUUAGGUUUAUACAACCUUACCAUCUUGUUAACCAAGGCAUCCAAAGAUAGUUCAAUUAGUGCCAAGAUUGAUGAUGAGAUUAUCAUCAAGAUAUUUGAUAUCUUGUCUUCCCCUAACUUUAUUGGUGGUAUUGAUUCCAAUUACCAAUUCAUUGGUAUUCAAUUAUUGCAAGAAUUAUUAAUUGUCAAGCAGUUUAAAACAAUCUACCAAAACAAUAACCUUGUUUCCAACUUCAAACCAAUCAACCAAUUAAUCACCAGACUGGCCACCCAUCCAAAUGCCACUGGAUUACAACUUUCAUACAACAUUUUGUUAGCCACUUGGAUAUUGUCAUUUAGCGCUCCAAUUAACCGAGUUUUACUUACAAGCUUCCCGCAAUUGGCUGGUUGUCUCUUUACUAUUGCCAAGGAUUCCAUCAAGUUGAAAAUUGUGAGAAUUUCCGUGGGUAUUUUAAAGAACUUUGUUGCUGUUUGUACCAAUAGCCAUGAGCAAUUUAAGGUGAUUAAAUUGUUGUUAUUCCAUGAUGCCUUGAACACAAUUAGAACUUUGCAAGAAAGAAAGUUUGCUUCUAAUGGAAGUGAUGAAGAGUUGUCCAACGAUUUAGCUUAUUUGUCGGACAAUUUACAAGAAGUUGUUACUUCCAAAUUGACAUCUUUUGAUGAAUACAUGACUGGGUUAGAAAACCCAAAGCUUAUCAGUUGGGCCUCGCCAACCCAUAAAUCGGUUGAAUUUUGGUUAGAGAAUUCUGGUAAGUUUAAAGAUUCAAACUAUAAGUUGAUCAAGAGAAUCUUUGAGAUUUUGAUUACAAACACCAGCGACAAUUCCACCAUAAAUGUGAUUUUAUUGAACGAUUUACAAUUUUUGAUUAAGAAUUUAGGACAAGAAUUAAUAAGUUUCAUCAACACCGAGAAAGGUGGACAGUACAAACUUUUGAUUAUGUCAUAUUUGGAAAACAAUUAUGGAAACAACGAAUUGAAGUAUGAAGCGUUGAAGACCAUUCAAUUGUUAGUUGGCCACACUUUUUAGAUAUUUCCUCUUUGUAUAAAAAAUUGUAAAUCAAGAUUAUUCAAUUUUU